Molecule: messenger RNA, 555 nt
Organism: Linum tenue
Lineage: Eukaryota; Viridiplantae; Streptophyta; Magnoliopsida; Malpighiales; Linaceae
Source: the annotation of a GenBank genome assembly
CAUAAUGGAGCGGAUAUUAGAUGGAUUAGGAGUAGUGAAUCGAGGAAGGAGGUUGUGUGUGCCCAAAGGGAUGAGUAUGGUUGCAAAUGGAAGGUUUAUGGUAGUUGGUUCCGUGGACAAGAAACAUUCACGGUGAAAGCUUCUGGACCAGACCAUAGUUUCCCUCGAGCGAUUCAGAUUUGUGCGGCGGGUUACAAGUGGAUCGCAUCUGAGUACCUCGAGGUUUUUCGGGUAAAUCAAGCAUGGAAUGUCAACUUAAUAACUGAUGAAUUGAAGACCAAACACAAUCUUUCGGAGUAUCACAACACUAGAAGAUGUCCUAUGAAUGUUGGUAUUCAGGCUCCUCAUGUCGGCUCAUCCCGUAGGAAUGUAACAGAUAGGGAAAUGAGAAUGACAAUGCAAGGAAUUGGAACCUAUAUUGAUGAGAACACCAUCAACAUGUAUGCUAGGCUAAGUACGUGGGUUCCAGAGAGUGCUGGAGGUGUGCAACCCACUGCACCAGACUGUCCUGUUGUAGGUGCUAGCCACCUACUACUCAGCCAGAGGUGCCUUAGG